This is a messenger RNA of Ictalurus punctatus (channel catfish), 2917 nucleotides long. RefSeq lists its product as uncharacterized. Lineage: Eukaryota; Metazoa; Chordata; Actinopteri; Siluriformes; Ictaluridae. The transcript is spliced from 5 exons. The coding region runs from base 1794 to 2060 and encodes 88 amino acids. The record is from RefSeq and is a predicted model, not a curated record.
GUGUGUAUGAGAGAGAGAGGGAGAAAGAGAAAUAGAAAGCGGCAGAAAAGAGCAAAGGAAGGACACAGAAAGAGAAACUGUGUUCAGUGUUUAAAAAUAGACAACACUGCAGUAUCAUGAGUCCUUAAAAUGAUAGAUAUAUAUCUAUAUAUAUAAGUAUGUGCACCCCUGACCAUCACACCCAUAUGUGCUUGUUGGUGAACGUCCUGUUCCAGGUUUAUUCCCCGUCGCUGUUAUAACGUGCUCCACUUUCUCUUCUGGGAAGACUUUCCACUAGAUUUUUGGGCGUGGCCAUGGGGAUUUGUGAGUGUGAUUUGGGGAUUUUGGGGCGUGGCCGUGGGGAUUUGUGAGCGUGAUUUGGGGAUUUUGGGGCGUGGCCAUGGGGAUGUGUGAGUGUGAUUUGGGGAUUUUGGGGCGUGGCCGUGGGGAUUUGUGAGUGUGAUUUGGGGAUUUUGGGGCGUGGCCGUGGGGAUUUGUGAGUGUGAUUUGGGGAUUUUGGGGCGUGGCCGUGGGGAUUUGUGAGUGUGAUUUGGGGAUUUUGGGGGCGUGGCCGUGGGGAUGUGUGUUCAUUCAGCUACGAGAACGUUAGUGGUGUUGAGGUCAGGCGCUGAUGUUGAUGUGAGGAGACUCCAGUUCCAGUUCAUCCCGAAGGUGAUGAGUCAGCGUGGUAGAGGUCACGGCUCUGUGCAGAGUUCUCAAGUUCUUCCACCUUCUUCCAUCCUUCUCGCACCACGUCUUCAUGGCGCAGUCGGCUGAGCUCUUGUUGCCCCUAGACGCUUUUCUGUUUCACAACAAUAACACUCACAGUUGACCGGGGCAAACCAGCAGAGCAGAGACUUCACACGCUGACGUGUGGUGAAGGAGGCAUCCUGUGCUUCCAGAUUUAAAGUCACCGAGCUCCUCGUUACGACCCGUCUCACUGCCGGCGUGUGUCUAAAGAGCGUGCACGGCUGUGUGCUUGACUUUAUUCACCUGUUAGCGAGCUGGUUUUUAGCUUUCAGCAGCUUGCAAGAGUUGAAAUGCCGUAGGUUCACGAGUGUGACGGUUCUCCGGGGUUGGAUUGGAGAUGAGGAAGCCGUUGGCAGGCUGAAGGACAGUUCAAAAGGGCUCUUUAUUCUCUUUGUUUUUGCUUUUGCUUUACAGCUCACUAAACACACACGGCUUUGUGCUGGUCAUCUCUCUCUCUCUCUCUCUCGCUCUCUCUCUCUCUCCCCCUCUCCCUCUCUCUCUCUUCUUCUCUCCCUCUCUCUCUCUCUCGUCUCUCUCGUAUCUCUCGUAUCUCUCGUAUCUCUCUCUCUCCUCUUUACCCUCGUCACUGUUCACUAAAACACAGAACACUUGUUAGCAAGAUUUCCCACAGGUAUGUAAUCCUUACCACUCACCUUCUCUGGCUCCGCCCUCCAUUCACAAACCGGCCCUCAACCACGCCCCUGCUUCCACAAGAAGAAUGAGAAUGUGUGUCAGACAGGUUCCUCCGUUGUUCUUGAGGAUUUUAAGCAGAACCCAGCAGUAAAGUGUUUGAAUGUCAGAAAGGAUUGGAGUAAUUAUUUAUGAUGCUGGCAACCUGACACGACUAUGUGUUGGUGUUGGUGUUGGCUCUGUGUGCAGGCUGCGUGUGUGAGCCUGUGGAGAACGCCGUCAACACCACACGACUCAUUAACACGCUGUGGAUCAUCAGGAACAAACCCACGUCCCCGGUAAAUCUGACAUGUGUCUGUUUGUGUGAGUGUCGGCGUGUUGUUCAGCUCAACAUCAACGAUUCAGCGAUUGAGGUGAAGGAGAGCGAGCGAGAGAUGCUGGAGGACGAGUGUGUGAAGCUGGUGAAGGAUCUCAGCACGAAGAAGGAAUCAAGAGACUUGUCUGUGUUGUCUGUUGCGACUCCGCUCGUAGGAGCUUCGGUCUUCAUCACUCUUCUUCUGCUCAGCUUCGCAAUGUUUAAAAGACAAGAGUCUCAGGCUGGAGGUGUUUUAGGCUCUCUUAUUCAUUAUCCAGCUCACUCUCUGGAGAGGACGACGAAUCCGGGAGCAUUUCUACCUCCAGAGACUAAAAUUCCCUACUGACACGGUGAAGAUGUGAGAGUGAUAGUAUACUGUGUUAAACUAUAUUAUAUUAACUAUAUUAUAUGGUGCAGAUUACAACCUUUCUGUGUAAAAUAACAGUCUAUUACACUCCUACAGCAUUUACAGAGUGUCCAGAUGAGAGCUCGUCUUGUAGAAGGAAAGGAUUUUUACUGCAACACACACACACACAUACACACACACACACAUACACACACACACACACACACACUUCUUACAAGUGGCUCAAGAAUACACGGUGGUGUGUAACACUUUCUUGCUGCACUGAAAGUCGUACAGGACUCAAAACAGCUGAAAUGCAAACUGAGACUUCAUCAGUGUUCUUUACUAAGGCUCCAUCCCAGACAGACUCUGCUCUAACGAAACUUAUUUAGAACUGCAAGGGUCUUUGCUUCUUUUCUUUGUAGGGAAAAACUCUCUAUUUCUUAUCUUUUUCAUCAAUAAGUUGAAGUUGAACUUUUCAGACUUGCAGUGUUUAUUUGUCUUGUUAGCCAUACCGUGGUACAUCAGUAUAAUGCAUUUAUUACUUUUUCCCCUCUCUCAGACUCUCUGAUUGCCACAAAUGUACACAACAUGAUGUAAUGUCCUGCACUUGUAAGAUAAGAUCGGUGAAUCAUUAAAGCACAAAGAAGGCUUUAUAAACAUUAUAAGCAUGAAUGAAUGCUAAACUAUACUCUGUCUGUUUUGAUUCUGUUAAAAAUUAAUGCUAAUAAUACACAUCAUUCACUGUUUUUUUUCCUUGUUCAAAUUAUUUCAAAUGUAUUUUUUAUUUCCGUUUAAAACAAGUCUACACUAUAAUAUACUUAAUAUUUCUAAUAAAGCACUUUUCGAAAGAAACA